Messenger RNA from Pongo pygmaeus (Bornean orangutan), 1510 nucleotides. RefSeq names its product testis expressed 30 (gene TEX30). Bases 543 to 1226 code for a protein of 227 amino acids. Lineage: Eukaryota; Metazoa; Chordata; Mammalia; Primates; Hominidae. The transcript is spliced from 7 exons. The record is from RefSeq and is a predicted model, not a curated record.
GGUGGGGGCUUCGUCCGCUUUGCCGGGUAGGAGGGCGGAAUGUGGGGUUGGUACGGGCGGGGAGAGCCGGACGGAGCCAACCUGGACCACGUCAGCCAGUCCCGGGUGACUGGCUCGAAGCAGCCUCGUAGUUGAGAGGGGUCGUCCGGGGCGGCCCGCGGCGCAGCCCCGGUAGCGCGCAUUUGCGGAGAGAACGGAUCCCGUUCCCGAGCGCCGCCGAGCCCCGCACGCCCGUGAGACCCGCUUUGAAUUUUUUCUCCAUGUUUGCUGGGGUUGUUGACCCGACCCCUUGUAAGACUCGGACUCAACGUUUUUGUUUGCCCCACGACAGCCAGCGUAAUGCUGUGAAGGAAUUUAUCUUAUAAAUACACUUACACUCGUGUGAAAAUAAGUACAGUGCUAUGUGGAAGGAUAAGUAAGAAGCAGAUAAUAUUGGUUACCUUUGGAGAGUGGCAUCUAAUGGCAAGUCAAGAGUGGAAUGAGGAGAUGUCCUUUGCUUCUCAGAUGUAAAUGCACUUUAAGUUUGUUAUUCAACAGUGAAAAUGAGUCAUACAGAGGUUAAAUUAAAAAUACCUUUUGGAAAUAAAUUACUAGAUGCCGUUUGUUUGGUACCUAACAAGAGCUUAACAUAUGGAAUAGUUCUUACACAUGGAGCAUCAGGAGAUAUGAAUCUUCCUCAUUUGAUGUCACUGGCAUCCCAUCUUGCAUCUCAUGGGUUUUUCUGCCUGAGAUUUACCUGUAAAGGCCUUAAUAUUGUACAUAGAAUUAAGGCGUAUAAAUCAGUUUUGAAUUACCUGAAGACAUCAGGAGACUACAAACUUACAGGUGUUUUUCUUGGAGGUCGUUCAAUGGGCUCAAGAGCAGCUGCUUCUGUAAUGUGUCACAUUGAGCCAGAUGAUGGUGAUGAUUUUGUUCGGGGUCUCAUUUGUAUUUCUUACCCACUGCACCAUCCAAAGCAGCAGCAUAAACUCAGAGAUGAAGACCUCUUUCGUUUAAAAGAGCCUGUACUGUUUGUGUCAGGCUCAGCAGAUGAAAUGUGUGAAAAGAAUUUGUUGGAGAAAGUGGCGCAGAAAAUGCAAGCUCCCCAUAAAAUCCACUGGAUUGAGAAGGCAAAUCAUUCCAUGGCAGUGAAAGGACGGUCGACAAAUGAUGUUUUCAAAGAAAUAAAUACACAGAUUUUGUUUUGGAUCCAAGAAAUUACUGAAAUGGACAAGAAAUGUCAUUAGUUAAAAGCCAUGUUAUCCUGAGUACACAUACAGUUAAUUUGAUAAAGAAGAGUAUGCCUCUCAGCAUUGUGAGAUAUAUUUCAGACUAAUUUGAUGUUCUUUAAUGUUCCCUUAUUUUUGAAACACGUUUUAAAUGUGAAAUUAAUGUCGUUCACAAAAUGUCUUUUGAAAGCACUGUUACAGUUGUAUAAAGAUGAUGUAAAAAUAUUGAAGGUGGUCUACAUAUAAUUUAUUUUCAUUAGUAAAGUUUUGAAAAAAAUUAAACAUCUGAAUUUUGUUACAAA